This is a messenger RNA of Oncorhynchus mykiss (rainbow trout), 5672 nucleotides long. Lineage: Eukaryota; Metazoa; Chordata; Actinopteri; Salmoniformes; Salmonidae. The record is from RefSeq and is a predicted model, not a curated record.
GACUGGUACUGUAUAUUGAAGAUAUCUCGUCCCCAUCCCCUUGCAUGGAAGGCAAGCCACCGAGGCCAGGCAGUGAUGGUGAGCAUCAUGACAUGAGCAUCCUUUCCCCGAAUAUCAGUGCGCACUAAUUUUGCUCAGCUGCAGAUAAAAUUGCUUCUCGAGACACACCACCACCCAGCCGGAUGCGCCCAAAAGAGCUACAAAGGAUGUGUACUGGUAACAGCAGCAGGGGAACAGCGGAGAAGGAUGGUACAGUAGCUGGCGUGAACAAGACAGUGGCACCCGAGCCGAGCUAAGCGUAUUUCGACUGCAGUGUCUGAGCGCCGGGAAAUUACACCCCCUAAUUUGUAUUUUCGACUGGAACAACGACGUUCACUUCUAACGCUAUUUGGAUACAUUGUUGCACCCUUCAUCCUUGGUUUAGAUCAGUCUGUCCGGUGCAUCAUGCAGACAGGAGCUCACCUGCUUCUCUGUUUCAUCCUGCACUAUGUGGAAGGAUAGUGAACUACAGAACACAUCCUUGGCCAGCUCAGGGCCAACAUUCACGCCCAAACCACAGAAUGACAGUGUUCACUCCUCCCAACCGAGCCAAAUAAGGACUUCCCAUCCUACUAAAGCCCCAUCUCAUCUGUCCAGUACUGUACCCCUGACCACAUCCACACAGACAGAGCAAACAUUGCCCAGGGACACAGUGGAACUGGUAGCCCCCGUCGGCCCAGAGCCCCAAACCGCGGCGAGAAGGAACCAGACCCCCAAAGCCGUCACCCUCCCAGUAACCCAGGUCGUGUCACUUUCAACCAUCAUCAACGGCAGCCAGAGUACUGGUGAUGGAGUGAUCAUCAGCCAUCACUGGGAGCAGGUUGGAGAUCCAUCCAUAGAGCUUGGAGCUUUCUCGGACACACAGAUUCUCAACCUAUCCAACCUUGCCCCUGGGGAGUACACGUUCAGGUUGACCAUUACAGAUUCUGACGGGUUGUCAGACUCCACCAUGGCUACAGUGAAAGUCAUUCAGUCAGUGGAGAAUGACCAAAUGCCCUACCCCAGCCAUGUCACUCUCACCUCCAGCCCCGGUCUUGCUGCUACCCUGGCCCACAGGCAGGAUGACCCUACUGCAGCUACCCCCUCUGCCAGAGCCUCUGUCACUCAGAAGACAGAGAACAAAAUCACCCCCAUAGCUGAGGUCAAGGUGUCAAACAGAGCCCCUGUGGCUAUAGUGGGUCCUAACAGGCAGCUGACCCUCCCAGUGACCAGCGUCACCUUGGACGGAAGCAGCAGCACUGAUGACCACGCCGUCACCAGCUACCACUGGGACACCAUCAGAGGUCCUCCAGGGUCAAGGACACAGGGUGUGGACAAGCCCAUAGCUAUAGUAACGAGCCUCAGAGCGGGCCGCUAUACAUUUAGUCUGACUGUGAGUGACCAGGAAGGGCUGAAAGACAGUGCCUUGCUCACAGUCAGGGUUCAAGAGGCCAGAAGCCUUCCACCUGUAGCACAUGCCAGCGGCAGCCACACCCUCACCCUGCCCAACAACUCCCUGGUGCUCAGAGGCUCAAUGACGGAUGGUGACCCAGCCACGGUGCACUUCCUCUGGGUCCGGGACAGUCAGAGCCCUGCUGCUGGCGACGUGCUGUAUGGUUCAGAGCAGCAGGCCUCCCUGUACCUGGCCAACUUGGUGGAGGGGACCUAUCUAUUCCAGCUGCGUGUCACAGACACCCAGGGACGCAGCAGCACCGCCACAGCCACCAUGGAAGUGCGGCCAGACCCUGGUGGUCGUGAGGAGGUGGAGGUGGAGAUGUUGGUAGCGCUGGCCCAGGUGAGUGUGUCAAAGAAGGACACCGUGCUCAGACAGUUGGCCGCACUGCUCCACGUCCUGGACAAUGGCAUCCACCUAAGGGGCCUAUGGGGACACUCAGAUAUCAGGUAUUGCCCAAUGCAGAAAAUGCAUACAAAGCACCCAUUCCCUGGUCCUAAACUGGCCAUUCUGCUGCGAAGUCAGCUGCUGAGGGAGAAGACUGAAUACCUGCUCUUCAGAGUCCUUCGAGUGGAUACAGUCAUGUGCUUGCUCCGCUGCUCGGCGUGUGACCCAAUCACCAAGGAGUGUGUCUGUGACCCCUUUUGGACAGAGAACCUCAUUCGCCGGUUCUUUGGCGAUGGAGAGAGCAACUGUGAGUGGCAGGUUCUCUACUUCAUCCUGUCCUUCAUGGUCAUUGUCUUCAUCGUGACAGUCACCUGGACGUGUGUCUACUGCUGCAAAAGGAGAAGGCGCACUAAGGUCAGGAAGAAAACCAAGUACACUAUACUGGACAACAUGGACGAACAGGAGAAAAUGGAGCUGAGGCCCAAAUACAACAUCAAACACAGGAGCACGGAGCACAACUCCAGCCUCAUGAUGUCCGAGUCAGAGCUGGACAGUGACCAGGACACUGUCUUCAGUCGAGACCGACCGGUCCGGAGCAGAAACCGGACCAAUGCUCAGGCUGCCCGCAACGGGAACACCUACGGAUGAGCAGGAACGCACAGAACUGGGGUGGUUAUUGUACAACAUGAGUGAAACCCACUCUUGGGAUUAUGGCCGGGGUGCACAGCUCGAGUGCCAUUGUGUCUGCUUGUUUUUGGUCUCGUUUUCUAUUCAAAUACUGGUUUCGACCAGAUGUGUACUUUCUAUGACAUUCAUUGGACAACUCAGCACCAGGGAGAUGUGAAAAUCCAAGGGCUGUAGGAUAGUAGAGUUGGGCAUCCCUGGAUUCUGGGAAAUAACAGUGGCAUUAAGUUUACAUGCAUACAGACUGUAAUUUGACACUAAGGAUGAAGGUGCUCUUUGUGAGGAGGUUCUGUGGCCCCACAUACUUCUACAGAUAACCAGAUUGGUGAAUGCACAUACAACUAUCCAUUAUGCAUACUAGUCUACCGACUACUACUGACCUUUAACUUUGCCUUGUUAUCCAAUGUUUUUUUACUGUCAUUAUUUUGUAGGAAAUGGAGACAAGCCCAACCCUGGUUGUGAGCAUCUGACGCCUCUCCUGUAAAUGUUUUGACAAAUUGGAUUUGUCAAAAUGGCUAGAUGGAAAAGUCUAAAUUCUUAUGUUUAGUACCCAAAGUCCAUCUUGUGAUGCUACUCGUGAAUCAUUUAAUCAGAAUCAAACUCAAUUUAUCUGUGAUCUGAGUGUCUUGGACUUUGACACAAUACAUCACAGCAUUAUAUUGUAUUUGAACUACUGUUUUGAGUUAGCACACUUGUCCUCCAAACUAGUUUUGGUAUCUAUCUCAUUUUAAAGCUUCUUUAUGCUAAAUAAGCAUAAUGGGUCUCAUAAAUGGGCCCGAAGAAACAGAACCAGGCAUUUCAUGGGACAAGCCAUAAAGGUGCCAAAAUGCUCUAUAAGCCUGUGGCUAACAGAGAGCCUAUUAUAUCCAAGUACUUGGUAAUGCAUCCAUUCUUCCUUCCCUUGGCAAGAUCUAUUAUCUAACUUGAACAUGGUGGGUAACAUGCAUUCAAUCAUUAAUUCCUUUGUGUAAUGAUGGAUUUUUCCUCCCUCUCAUUCACUGUCAGAGAAUGUCUGAUUACAUGAGUAUAGUGCUAAAUAAUUAGGACACACAGUUUAAGGAUUAAGAAGAGGACAGAUGGAAUUGAUAAUUAACAUUACUAUGCAGGACAGGUAGCCAUUGAUGGAAUGGAUCAAAUACUUGACAUUAAAGCAACAUAAGCAUGUCCAAUGGUUGCUUUAUAUUUUUCUUCCCGUAAGGGACUGGGGAGAUAUUUCCCCAAUAUGGACAGAAACACUAACAGCCAUGUUAUAUUCAUGGCUUUUUCCCAUUACACCACCCAAUUUUUGGUAUUUGCUCUGUUUACUUAACUAAUUACAGCUACCAAUGUUUUUACAGAAAAUUAAAUGCAUCAAAUCAAUGAACAGUGUUCUGAAUUCUGUGUAAUUUUCUUUCCUGUCCAAAAUUAGUAAGAUGUAAGGCAGUUUCUACCAACCCUGGUCCUCCAGAACCCUCGACAGCACAAAUUGCUAUUCCAACGCUGGACAAGCAUACCUGAUUCAACUAAUCAUCAAGCCCUCAAUGUGUUGAAUGAGGGUUGUCCAGGGCUACAACAAGUGUGUACUGUUGGGGUUACUGGAGGACCAGGGUUGGGAAACACUGAUCUAACGUAAACCAAUUGAUAUUGUUUGACAAACAAAGUAACACAGUCAUUUAUUUAACAUUUUAUGAAGUACUCCAUUAAUAUUUACAAUAGUUAGAAAUAUUUUUUUACAAUGAGUGUCACAACCAGAAAACAGAAUUGGUAAAAUUAUUCAAACGGCACUUGUUUGGCAAGAGACAUUACUUCAGUUUCAGAGAACACUACAACAUUUACAUUGCAGGUUCAGAUACAGAACAUAGGUGGUACAAACUGUCUGAAUAUCAAAGGCAGCUCUACUGGAUAAUAUAUUGUAUGUGGGAAGACUAGUUACCAACGACAAUAUAACCUGUACUAAUAUAGUGGCAUGGUCUACAAUAGUUUUUAGUAGUUAGGAUAGUUAACUAUUUACAGAGGAUGUUACACAGUACAUUUCAUUCUAACUGCUUAGCCCAACAAGGCUAUUCCUCAACGGUUACCAAAAUAGGGUCAUUCAUAAUUUCACCACACUAUUAUCAAGUGACAUAUCUAAUACAGCUGGGAUCUGGAUACAGCCAAGCCCCCUUUUCUAGAAAAUAGCCAAAUUAUAAAUAAUCUUCCUAUUAAAAACAGAUUUAAGUCCCUUGUGCGUAUCAAUAAUCUCAGUAUUUGCAAUUGAUGUGCUUAUUAAAUCUACCCAACUCUAUGCUAGGCUUCAAGUUCAAGUUAUAUAGUGCUUCUCAUUAAGGGUCCAAUCCUACAUUGAGAACACACGUUUGUUUAUUUGUAUCUCAACAUAUGAUUCAGCCCUAAAGGUCCAAAUCGUUAUGGGAUCCCACAGGUUGGAGACUAUUGGGUUAUGUCCAAAUACUAUUGUGGCUUCCGAUCCUCUUUAAGGGGCUACCCUUAAAAAGUUCCAAUGCAGACGUUUUUAUCUCAACAUCAAAUCAUAUCUGGGUAACAAGUACCUUACUGUGAUUUUGAACAUUUUAAUUGAAAACAAAAGGAACAAAAAUAGCUUCUUAGCAAAGAGCAAUUUCUCAAACAAGAAUUUUGCUAAGAUUGGCUAGGAGUGGCCUGAGUGAGGAGGGGGAAAAUGAGUGGUUAUUGGCAGAGAGGUUUAGAACUCUUUCUUAUUGGUCUAUUAACCAAUUUACCAUCUGGUGAUAUCACCAGGCAGGCAAUAACUUCAGGCGGUCUUUCCAAACAGCUCUUAAACUAAAAAAGGGCAUGAUCACCUUUUUCACAAAACUGAUUCAACCUUAAUGUGGAAAUGUAUAAAAAACAGGAAAUUCAUGUUUUAGACUGCACUAGGUCUUUAACUAACAUGGAUAACUGGUUUGGGUUGUCACCAUAUUGCUUUCCCUUCACCAGUUCUUAUAGGCCAGUGGUCAGAGAGGAUAAGGAGAGGAAACCAUGUAGAGCAUGGAACAUGGAUUUCUCGGCAGUGAUGAAGGCUCUCAAUGAGGAUGAGGAUCAGAAUCACAAUAAUUUGUGAAGGAAUCAUAUUUGAUGAUUGACAUCAAUUGUUGUUGUUUUUUAUGUUAAAUAUGAGUAAGUAACUGUUACUAGA